Messenger RNA from Rhopilema esculentum, 3769 nucleotides. RefSeq lists its product as uncharacterized. The record is from RefSeq and is a predicted model, not a curated record. Gene Ontology annotation, biological process: signal transduction. Gene Ontology annotation, molecular function: GTPase activator activity. NCBI's taxonomy places the organism in Eukaryota, Metazoa, Cnidaria, Scyphozoa, Rhizostomeae, Rhizostomatidae.
CAUGAGUUUUGGAGCGAAGUUCGUUUUUGAGUUCUGGCUUCAACUGUUCGUAAUUUGACCCAGUCUUUGAUUUACAAGUCGAUUUUUUAAAGGAGAGUAGUUGAUAUAUGAACAAGAUAGUAAGACAAAGUGGUGAUGGAGUGAUGGACUUGAAUUUUAAUAUUUGGUAGCUGUUUGAUCGGCGCCGGGUAAACAGUUCGCAGUUAUUAAGGUGUCACAUGACGAUCGAUGUCAAGAGAAAAGGGCCUACCGCCAUUUUCGCAAAGAAAUGAGAAAUAUAUUUACUUUAGAUUGUAGAGAGACAGUUCGUCAUGUGGUCAAAAAAAUGGUAAAAGAUGAUUUCGGAAUAAAAGUACCGAAAGAGAAGUCAUCCAGGGUAGAGGAAAACCCAUCAAAAAGCAAGGUCUUUGGUGUUGCUUUAGAGAAUGUCCCAUCCACCAAUAUUGGGGAUGACUGCUACUGUCCAAUUCCAAAGUUCCUGGUUGAAGCUGUGAGCUUUUUAGAGCCACACUUGAAGACUGAGGGAUUAUUCAGGAAAUCUGGCUCACUGGCAAGGCAAAAAACUAUUCGACAACAAGUUGAAAGUGGAGGCUCUAGCCAUGCAGAAAUUGCACAACCACAUGACAUUGCAAGCAUGAUGAAACAGUUCUUACGAGAACUGCCUGACUCGGUACUCACUUCCUUACUACACAAUACGUUUCUCAAAUGUUUACAGCUCAACACACCAAACGAGCAAGUAACCUCGCUACUAAUGCUGUGUCUUUUGCUGCCAGACACUAAUCUCCGGCUGCUUCAAUACUUGUGCCAAUUUGUUUCGAAAGUGGCCGCUCAUUCGAAAGAGUCAAAAAUGACCCUAAGUAAUUUAGCUAUUGUGCUUUCACCAAAUUUGAUGUUUUCGAACAAGGACAAAGACAGUGAUAAAUAUAUAAAGGAACAAACGGAAGUGGUUGAUAUUUUGUUCAGGAAUGCUAACUCAAUUGGCCUUGUUUCUGAUGAAAUUAUCGAAAAGGUAAAUUCGAUUGAAGGAGAGCCACAGUCCAUGAGCACAUCUUCAGCUGAUGAGCUAGAUUUGGCUGCGCACACAAAACAGAGAGGGCAUCGAAGAAGAAGCCGCUCUAUAUCAGGGUUUGUUAAUGGCAUUGGUCGCAAAAUAAAAGGAGCUAACACUGGAGCUGGCUGUGCCCCCGGAAAUGAAGAUGAUAUAAUGGCAACACGACGCGCAAGACACCGACGCACAAAAAGUGACAAGACUAUUGAAGUCGAGGACUUGCUGCGCAAAAGAGGACGCAGUGAGCUGGAUGUUCGGUCAAGUGAAUUUUGCAUCAAUAGUCCGUAUCCUAAGCCUGGAAUGAGGUCGCUAAAAAGACGUAUUGGUGUCCAAAGGACAUUUGGACAUACUCCCAGCCGUAGGAGUCCGAAGCUUUCAAGACGAGCGGAAUCAUGUCAAACAAUUUCCAGUCCCAUUCUAAUAUCGAUGCCAAAUCAAUUUAUGCUGUCAAAUAAAUCAUCUUUUAUCCCGAUAAUGAGAUCCCAAGAGGACGUGAGGCAUUCAGAAGAUGUGAAAGUCCGCGGAAAUAGCCAGGCCGAUGAGCCCUCCAGUCCUACUUUGAUGUCUAGCAGAUUCAGUGUCAAUUUUGAUGAUUUCAAUGAUGAGGCUUUCGAAAAAGAAAAUUGCAGUCUUCCGGGAAAAUAUUCAGUAAUGAAGGAGAAGCACUUGCAAAAGUUCAUCAAGCAAGCUUCGAUGGAAAACGACUGCUCUCCAAUGGGUCAACCACGUUUAAAAACAAAACUUUUCAAUGCGGAAGCUCACGAUAUCCCUAUGAGAUCUCCAUGUACUUCCUCUAGACUUAAAAACAGAAGAGCAAAGAUACUUUCAGAUGGCUGAUAAAAUUGGGUUCACUUGAAGGCAAAGACAUUGUUCUUUUAUAAUUUUAAUUAUGAGUUGACCUAAUUCUUUUAAAUGUAGCUUAAAGAUUUAGCCAUAAAUAGUUGAAUUACAUCAUCACUGAACAUCCCCUAACCAAAUUAUAUAUCAUCUCUAAACAGAUAAGGGUCUAUAUAUGCAAAAGUAGUUGUGAGCUAGCAGAAGGUUGUUUGGUUAACUGUUGGUUUUUUAGAAGCAUCGAUUGUCGAACUGUUCUAGAUACUUACGUGAAAAGCAGUUGUUGUGCUGUCCAAGCAAUUUCGGUCCUUUGGGGUACGUUUUAUUAUUUCACCACUGUGAACCAAUAGAGUUUAGACAAGUAUUAUUCUUGGUUAAUAAAUUAUCGAUGUCUAGCCAAAAUUAAAAGGCAGAUCGAUUUUCCUGUUACUUUGAUGGCAUCUAAUUCGCCUAACAGUGUAAGCUCGCAAAACCAUCUGGAGUUUCAAAGUAUUAAUAAAUUUCAAUACAGCUCAAUGUCACAAGCUCCCGGUAUAUUUUUAUCAGAGGUUUAAUUUCUUAGAAUAGACAGCCAAAUAAACGUUGGGAAAGUCUAAACUGUAGUUUCUAAAUGCAGGGAAUUUUUUUAUUGAAUUAGAACCAGAUCGAUUCUUUUUUACUACGAAGACCUAUCUCAUUACUGGUCUUACCUAUGAAGGACAGCAGUUCGUACUACUGAUUGAAAUGAAGGGGUUAUAAAGUAUUCAGUGUGAUGAAAACAAAGAAAACGUUUGUGUCUAUGUUCAGUGUAUAAGUCUGUGUACUUAUGGGGAAUGCUUGGGGAGCGGUAACAUCCUGCCAUCCACCGCAGUCUGCCAACCAUCGACAGCAUACUUUGUAUUCAUCACCUAAGAUAAUGCUAAUGAAAACACUCCUAACGGAGUUGAAACCUUAACCAUAAUAUAAUGCCUCACUGGAGAACAUUUUAUUCAAGAAUUUCAUUCAUAGAAAUCAAGAAUAUCCAUCAUUAGGCCAUGACUUCACCGGAAUAUAUGUUGACGACUUUACUGAAGUACUUAUUUGUUGCAGUUGUUGGGCUAACUCCUCUUUUAAUCAAAUUUCAAAGCUGAACACACUCUCAUCAGACCACAACAAUCAAAUGAUACAUUUUCAGGGAUUUUAAAAGCCUAUGUUUCUUAUUCUACCUUUUUAGAAUUUAUUGUCAAUAUCUUUGCUUGACCUAUUGUAUUUUUAAAGUUCGAUUCUGUUUAAUCGUAAUUUUAAUAUCAAAGUAAGAUGUGAAUUUUUUAACUCACCAAGUGCAGUAUAUUCAAUAAAAGUACAAUGACAUUGCUGUUUUUCUUUGAGACUUGCAAAUCUGUAAACAAUUAAUUAAAAUGAUGAAGUCUGCUUGACAAAGCCCGUUUCAAAAAGGUCGUAAGUUCGUAUUAUUAAGAGAAUCCAGUUGGCCACAAAAUUAAUAAACAUUCACAGAGAAUUCAAUGUUUUCGCAUUCUCUCUUUACCCUUGGCUCCCACAAGCUGUCAAAGAAAUCCCGCUUUAACUUAGACUGAAUGGUAAUCUCAACGGAUUAAGAAAAAGGAGAAUUUUUCAAAGCAAUUCAUGGCUCUUCCAAGAAAAUCAAUCUUGUUUCUUUAAUAUUCUAAUUUAAACUACACUCGAAAAAAGCUUUAUUCGUUUAGCAACGUUCUGUUAUUAUAUUGGUUCUCAAAUGUUCAUAAACAAAUAAUAAUAUGAAGUACUUUAAUUUCAAUUCCACACGGUUCAUAUUUUGCUUGCUGAAAGUGUUUUGUUUUUCUGAGUGAAGAAAUGCAUGAUUUUUCGAGUGAAGCUAAGAAUUUCUGAAAAGAACCUAUACUAAAAUGGCGGUGCUCAAACGUAAGAAAA